Daphnia magna is the source of this 6423-nucleotide messenger RNA. RefSeq lists its product as uncharacterized. The record is from RefSeq and is a predicted model, not a curated record. Gene Ontology annotation, cellular component: adherens junction; apical junction complex; apical plasma membrane. Lineage: Eukaryota; Metazoa; Arthropoda; Branchiopoda; Diplostraca; Daphniidae. Gene Ontology annotation, biological process: establishment of centrosome localization; microtubule cytoskeleton organization; establishment or maintenance of epithelial cell apical/basal polarity. Gene Ontology annotation, molecular function: phosphatidylinositol binding; protein binding.
GGCAAAAAAAGGGAUCAGCCCUGCAGUGUUAUUCGUGUGUGUCUAUCGUCAGGGUUGCCGAUGCCGUUGUGCUCGUAACCAACACACACACACACGCAUACAACAGCAGUUUAAGGGCAGCCAGCGCUUUCUCUCGCUCCGAAACAGUUUAAGAAGUUUCAAAAGAAGAAUAUAAAACUGGGCUCUUCGUAGUUUGUGCGUCUGUGUUUUACGUGAUGUUUCAUCGUCGACCAACGUCUGUUUUGUGAAAUUUUCAAGAUCUGAAAUAUUAUCAAAUAUUUGUGAAGAACAUCAGUAUCAACAGUGAGGUGGUUGCAGACUGUUGGUUCCAGUGACCGCUGCUUCUUCUGGAUCUGAUGUUGGAAGUUUGGUUAACGUCAUAGAGCCAAAUGUUUCUUUAGGUUAUACAACAACAACAGCAGCAGCUCAUCGUCAUGAAAGUCACUGUUUGCUUUGGACCUGUCAGCGUGGUGGUUCCUUGUGGCAAUGGGGACAUUUUGGUCAGGGAUCUCAUCAGCCAGGCUGUAACGAGAUACAGGAAAGCCUCCAACAAGUCGAAUGACGCGGCCAUUUCAGUGGCAGCCCUUCGUUCAUCGGAUGGCGCCAUUUUAGAUCCGGAUGACCGACUGGCCGAUGUCGUUGACGAUCGCGAACAAUUGGCCGCUUGCCUUUCCAAUGGUGGAAGCGGAUCGGAACUGGACGAAGCUUCGUUAGGGGUCCCGUUAGUGCUCGGCCCGCGGAUCGGAUUGAUGAAUCUGCGAGGUGAUGGCACGUCGGCCAGCUCCAACUCUGGCUCGCCAUCGCCAACCGAUUUCGGCCUUCAUCACCAACAUUAUGGCGGCAGUCAUCACCCGUCCAGCCGAAAAGACAUUGAGGUCACGGGCCAAGAAGCCGCCACGGGUCUCAUGGUCGAUCACCUGCACCUGCAGGUCAGGCGCGGAUCUGAGCCGGCACUUAAUCGCAUCAGUCCCGACGGACCGACGAUUACCAACGGCCCUGCUAGUGCUGCUGGCCAACACCACCAAGCCGACGUGCCACCUACAUCAAACACCAGAGAUUAUAAGAGGUGGUCGGCAGCGCCCAUUGUGGAUCCCACAUCAGAUUCGGAUUGCGAGGAACGUGACUUGGAAGUCGUACGGCGUCAUCCGUCCGGGCCGCGGUUCGCUCGAUCGGGGGCUCGUGUCUCGAUGCAAAUAUUCGGUGGCGGUGUAGGCAGCAGCAACGGCGUCGGCGGCGGCCAAAGCAAUGCUGGAUAUCGGUGGGCGGAAGCAGCCGAUAAUGCUUUACUGUCAGCCGCAACAGCUCCGGCAACCACAACUCCGCCCGACUACGAGGAAACGAUGCAUCGACGCACCCGCAGCCUCAGACGGGAACCCGUCGGUGCCACAAGUGAAUCGAUUCCGCUCAGCGACGGCCAUCACCACCUUUAUCACCACCACCACCACCACCACCAUCACGUCCAAUCGUCGGUACCAACUCAGCUCGUCGUUUUGCCUAACGAAGGCGGCCAACCGCUGGGCAUCCACGUCGUCCCCGAUUAUUCGCCGCUGGGUAACGAGCUCGGCCUAUUGGUGCAGGGAGUAGAGCCCGGUGGUCGGAUACACAGAGACGGACGCAUCGCUGUGCAAGAUCGUAUCGUCGAGAUCAAUUCGCAUCCGCUCAAGGACGUGCCUUUCCAUCGAGCCCAGGAGCUCUUCCGAAACGCCCUACAGAGUCGUGACCUUCGUUUGCGGAUAGUCAAACCGGACGGAGGAAUUGAAACGAUUCGCCAGGAUCAAGCGGAUGAAAUGGCGCAUCAACAAGCACCGUCUCGCGUUGCGGCCGUGUCACCUACUCGCAAAACACCGGCCGCUGUGCCGGGAACUGGCCGGGCCAGCAACGCCUUGAUGACAGUCAGCACAAGAAAAAUCGGCAAGAAACUCGAUCUGGAGCUGACAAAAGGACACGAAGGGCUCGGAUUUAGUGUCACGACACGCGACAAUCCAGCUGGAGGGCUCUGUCCCAUUUACAUCAAAAAUAUCUUACCAAGAGGUGCAGCGAUUGAGGAUGGACGGUUGCGCUCCGGUGAUCGACUUUUGGAGGUCAACGGAGUGGAAAUGACUGGCAAGACACAGAGCGAGGUGGUUAGCCUUUUGCGCAACAUUCCCACCGGUGGAGCCGCCCGUUUGCUCGUCUCGCGGCAAGAAACGGAAGAAGAACUUCAUUCCAAUCAGCAAAGUCAACAAGUUCAACCUGCGGCCGCUCAACCUCCUUCUCAGACCAGCCCGAAAUUGCCGAGGCAAAUGAAAUCCAUCAGCCGGGCGAGCGAGGAGAGCCUGUUGCUCUUGCCGUGGAAGCAGCGCGAAAUUCUCACGCUGGACAUUCCCGUCCACGACACGGAAAAAGCGGGGCUGGGCAUUUCCGUCAAAGGGAAAACGACGUCAUCGUCGGGAAAUGGCACCAGCGAUUUGGGCAUCUUUAUCAAAUCCGUUCUGCAUGGAGGAGCCGCUUCGAGGGACGGACGGCUCUGCACCAACGACCAGCUGCUUCACGUCAACGGCGUCUCGUUACAGGGUCGAUCCAAUACGGAAGCGAUGGAGGGAUUGAGACGAGCCGUCCACCAGGAAGGUCCCAAACCGGGCCACAUCACGUUGACGGUCGCUCGUAAAAUGCACGCGCUCAAGGAUCGCGAAGUGACGCUAGAGGGCCAGGAUGACACGGUGAACGGGAACGGUUCAUUGGGUGGCAGCGGAGGCGAUAGUUCAGGGAGCUACGAUCAUUCCGGAGGCAGCAGCGAUCAGUCAGGUUCCACCGUCAUUUUCGUCAGCGGAAGUGGAUGCGGUGGCGGAUCAGAGAGUCGUGAGAGAAAUCUCAUGGCGGAGAACAGAAUGUCUGGCAUCUCCUCUGACCUCCGCAACGAAAGCUACUACCGGGCCACGCACGAUACGUGGAACACGACGCAAUUGCAGGAGACGCUGAUGAGUUCGAAAUCGAAUGGCCAUCAGACAAGUGCCGUGGGACCUGGCCGGAAGCAACAUUCGCAAAACAGUCCAACGGUUCACUUGACUCCGGGCGAGGUGGUUUCGAUCGACGGUGAUUAUCUUCCCCAAUCACGACCACGCCCACCUUCUAUGAUGAUGAUGUCCAACGGUUCUUCCGUAUCCUCGACACCGGAUACGACCAUGAACUUGGCGUGGCAGCAACAACAAUCGAAUAAUCGUCCUGGUGGUCAACGCUCUGGACCGACGGACGGACGUGACCGACCGUGGUCCAAUGCCGAACAGCCGCAACAGCCGCAACCGCCACAGAGUCCCUUGUCGGAAACGUCAAUGCGUUCGGACGGACGUCCUAGCGAUUCGGAAGCUCCAACCUACACGAGCCAGACUUCGUUGGAUACGGACGCUCCCGGCUUCUCUCGCGACCAGUUUGGCCGUCAGAGCAUGUCGGAAAAACGGCACGCCUCGUUGGACGCCAAGAACACGGACACCUACCAAAGGAAUAAGAAACUCAGGGAGGAAAGAGAACGCCAAAAACAGACAGAAAGUGAACAACCGACAUCCGCAUCGAAAGAAAAUUUGCCUCCAUCAGGUCGGGUGAUCCGUCGCGCUGUCAAGCGUCGUCACGCCCAUCCUUUGGUUUCGCGUCUGGAAAAGGAUUAUCUCAACUCACCUACCUAUCACCGAUCCAGUCCCAAUCUCUAUCAACCCAACGAUGUUGUUGCGGGUGUUGGGGCUGCUGUGGCUUCAGCCAAUCGCCGGGGGGUAGCGGGCACGCUUGAACGGGGUAGUCGCCUGUCUGUGGCUCCUUCCAUGAUGAUGAUGACGGAUCAUUAUCAUCGUUCUCGUGUCUCUUCGGUGGAAUCCCUUCCUCUAAUCGCUCCGUCACCUGUCCCGUCCCUGCAAGGCCAAAGACGGCCACCGCUUCUACCUCCAUAUAAACCGCUAGAUAAUGGCCGGCCGCUUUUUGUGCGCCCAGUCGACCCGCCGAGAGCCUCGUCGAGAGAUAUCGGUCCAACGCUCGGCUUGAAGAAAUCUUCCAGCUUGGAAUCGCUGCAGACGGUCGUCCAGGAAAUCCAGAUGCAAGAGGAGGAGCCUCAAAUCGGUUGUUAUGGCUACCAUCGGCCGACGGCCAUCCGCGUUGUUCGAGGACGUGGAUGCAACGAGAGUUUCCGCGCGGCCGUCGAUCGCAGUUACGAUGAAUCUGGCCAGCCAACUGACGGACAUAACAAGGAGCCCAUGGAAACAUUGGAUGAAGCGGCUGAGGUAGAGGCGAAUGAGAUGAUUCCUCCGCCACGAUCUCCUUCUGAAAUUGGAAUUCCGAUCUUAAACAACAAAAGCGAAACUCGCAAAAGCAAAAAGAAGAACGCCAACGCAGCCGGACUCUUGUUGAAAGGACUUGGUUCCAUGUUCCGUUUCGGUAAACAUCGCAAAUCCGCUCCGGCCAGCCCUGAAUCUGGUCACCAGUCAUCCGGAUCGGAUCCGGCCGUCUCGGGUCAUUCGAUGGCCGGCGGCAACAUGAUUAUGCCGUCAUCCGGAAACCAGCAACAGCAGCAGCAUCAUCACCACCACCAGAGCGAACGAAGGUCUUCCGGUCAUUCUGGAAGUAUCGGCAGAUCGUCUGAAGUCGAUCGACAUCACGUCCUCAGGCGCACUCUUCCGCCCGACGAACGUGACCGAGCAGAACUUGGACGCCAAAUGGCCGUCGCUGUUGCCCGCCAGGCCGCCCAAGAAGAACAGAAGAGAAUACAACAUCAUUAUUUACGCUUGAUGGAUCAGCAGCAACGCCAAGCCGCCGCUCACGAACAGCAGAAGCAACAACAACAACAACAACAAUCGGGUGCUACAACUGGCGAUUCGACUAACCGUUCGCAGAGGCUGCACCAGCUGCGAGCCCAGCAUCAAAAACGACACGCUGAACAACAAAGACAGUCGACUCACACGCCGACAGAGCAAUUUGAGUCCAAUAAUAAAAACAUGGUGGAAAUCGCUCACGGACGUUCUGCCAGUUACGAUCCGUACAAUGACGUGAGGAAACCACGUAGCCGGGCAGCUGUCGGUGAACCCAAUACUCUGAUGCCCAUCCCGACAGUGUCCUCAAUGUACAACAACAAUUACGACGAAUUUCAACUCAAAAAUGGCAAUUUGAACCCGGUUCAGAUUCGAGAAAUGCAAGAAUUGGUCCGUCAUCAAAGACUCAAAGUUGAACAGGGGCAAGUCAUUCGGCGUCAGCAGCACUAUCACUCGCAGCGAUCGGCUCGCGAGACGCGGAUGAGCCCACCAGGUGGAAACGCGUGGUCCGGCUCCGAGCGGCCCGUUUCCAACUAUUUCGAAUAUGAAAGCCUGCACAUUGCUGGGCAUAAAGUGGCUCUAAGUGGACCUCCCUACAAACCUCAACAACAUCAACAGCAGCAGCAACAACAACAAGGCCAGCAGUCAUCAAACCGACGACCACCUACCAUGCAAGGUGAUGAAGGCCCGGCAUUCUUCCGACGGCCCGAUCGAAACAGCACUGGACUGGAAUACGGAAGCAAUCAAGUACGGUCGUCGCAACGGGAAUCGGUGUACGGCGCUUCAAACUACGGCAGCCAGAAUAACCCAAGCAGACCAGCUCCUUUGACAGGAUCUAAAGUCUGAUCAGCAGCUAAAUAACAGCUAACAUAGGGGAUAAUAGGUAUCUGUGUUAUCAACUCAAAUUAACUACAAUAAUGUACUUGAAACGAAUGCAUGUGCAACAGUCGUUUAAUGGGUCAAAUUGAAAUAUUUUUCAAUAGUCCUUUCUUUUUGUCCGAACAAACUGUUGAAUGUAAAUAACUAAGGUAUCGUUUUUUUCUACACAAAACCCAACGCAAACUCUUCAAAGUCUGUCCCAUAAUCUAUUUUAAAUAUUCCAAUCCCUUUUUUUAAUAUUAAAAGAAAAUCGUGUCAAGCAAACAAAAAAAACAAACAAACAAAAGAAAUCGUGUUUUGUACAUAUCUCGGAAGUCGGAACCGUCCAAAAGUUGAAAAAAAGAGUAUUAUUUCUUUUUUAUUCAUUCGAUUUAUAUAAAAAAAAGCCAUACGGAGUCGUUACCUAAAUAUGCUCGCACUUAAAAAAAAAAAAAAACGACUAGGGAUUUUAAAAGAAAAGAAAAAAGAAGAGUACUUUCAAAUUCCUAAUAUUUUGUGUCUGGUUGGCUCUUGAAAAAAAAAAAAACUGUUUCAAUCGUGUCUUUGCUUUCCGUUUGGUCUUUUUGUUUUUAUACAUUCCCCACUUGCCAUAUCAAAUCAAGUGUCUAUACCCCUCAUUGUAAUAACUUUUUUCUUUUGUUUUACCAUGCAUCACACACUCCGUACAGUAUAACUUUGCUUCUGAUUUUUCUUUUUCUUUUUGUCCGGUCAAGAAAACAAGAAGAAAAAAUAUCUUUUGAAUGAAACGAAUGACGUGAUUCUAUCGCCUUUACAGGAA